This is a messenger RNA of Pogoniulus pusillus (Red-fronted tinkerbird), 9654 nucleotides long. RefSeq names its product laminin subunit alpha 2 (gene LAMA2). NCBI's taxonomy places the organism in Eukaryota, Metazoa, Chordata, Aves, Piciformes, Lybiidae. Gene Ontology annotation, biological process: animal organ morphogenesis; regulation of embryonic development; regulation of cell adhesion. The record is from RefSeq and is a predicted model, not a curated record. Gene Ontology annotation, molecular function: signaling receptor binding. Bases 27 to 9548 code for a protein of 3173 amino acids. The transcript is spliced from 63 exons.
GGCGGCAGCGCGGCCGCUCCGGGGCCAUGGCGCGGGGAAGUCUGCCGCUGCUCCUGCUCCUGGCCGCGCUGGGUGGCCGAGCCCAGCCGCCGGCGCCGCCGCCGCAGAGAGGGCUGUUUCCCGCUGUGCUGAACCUGGCUACGAAUGCUCUCAUCACAACCAACGCCACCUGUGGAGAGAAGGGGCGGGAGAUGUACUGCAAACUCGUGGAGCAUGUCCCCGGGCAGCCUGCACGGAACCCCCAGUGCCGUGUCUGUGACCAGAGGAGCAGGCUUCCACACCAAAGACAUCCAAUAACAAAUGCAAUUGAUGGCAAGAACACUUGGUGGCAGAGCCCUAGCAUCCAGAAUGGAAUUGAAUAUCAUUAUGUGACCAUUACAUUGGACCUCCAACAGGUUUUCCAGAUUGCCUAUGUUAUUGUGAAAGCAGCCAACUCGCCUCGGCCUGGCAACUGGAUCCUGGAGCGCUCUCUGGACGGGGAGGACUAUCGGCCCUGGCAGUACUACGCCGUCACCGACAGCGAGUGCCUGACGCGCUACGGCAUUCAGCCUCGCCCGGGUACCCCCUCCUACCUCAAAGAUGAUGAAGUCAUCUGCACCUCUUAUUAUUCUAAAAUCCAUCCUUUGGAGAACGGAGAGAUCCACACUUCUCUAAUUAAUGGCAGGCCCAGUGCUGAUGAUCCUUCACAGGUGCUGAUGGAGUUCACCUCCGCUCGCUUCAUCCGCCUGCGAUUCCAGAGGAUACGGACACUGAACGCUGACUUGAUGAUGUUUGCACACAAGGAUCCUGCUGAAAUCGACCCCAUUGUCACCAGGAGGUAUUACUACUCUAUAAAGGACAUCUCUGUUGGAGGCAUGUGCAUCUGCUCAGGCCAUGCAAAGGCUUGCCCACUGGAUCCAGCCACCAACAAAUCCGUCUGUCAGUGUGAGCACAACACCUGCGGGGAGACCUGUGACCGCUGCUGUCCUGGCUUCCACCAGAGGCCCUGGCAUGCUGGCACCUUCCUGCUCAAGCACGAGUGUGAACCAUGCAACUGCCACGGGAAGACCGAGGAGUGUUACUACGACCAGGAUGUGGCAGACAGAAAGCAGAGCUUGAACGUGCAGGGGGAGUACAUCGGGGGUGGGGUCUGUGUGAACUGCACCAACCACACCGGCGGCAUCAACUGCGAGACCUGCCUGGACGGCUACUUCAGACCCAAAGGGGUGUUGCCAGAUAGCCCAGAUCCAUGCCAACCAUGUUCCUGUGAUCCAGUUGGGUCUAUACAUGAUACCUGUGUCAAAGAUGAGAAACAUGCAGAAGGAGAUAUGCUGCCUGGUUUCUGUCACUGCAAGCCUGGCUAUGCAGGAGAGAGCUGCAACAGAUGUGCCCUGGGCUACAAAGGAUAUCCUGAGUGCCAGCCCUGCAACUGCUCUCUGCAAGGCAGUCUGAACGCUGACCCUUGCAUAGGUCCCUGCAUCUGCAAGGAACACACCGAAGGGGAGAACUGCGAUCGCUGCAAAGCAGGCUUCUUCAACCUGCAGCAGAGGAAUCCCACAGGCUGUGAGGAGUGCUUCUGCUCUGGGAAAACAGACAUCUGCACCCACUCUCACCUUACCUACAGUGAGAUAGCAGACAUGAAUGGCUGGCAUCUGACUGAUUUACCAGGUCUCAUCAGAGUCUCCCCCAAGCAAAAGAGAUUUGAUGGGCACCAGCAGCUCAGCAUCAGCAACGUGGCUGCGAGGAAAGUGCUGCCACAGAUUUACUACUGGAGUGCACCAAGCUCUUAUUUGGGCAACAAAGUAGCAGCUGCUGGAGGACAUCUGAAGUUUACAGUCUCCUAUGACUUCACAGAGGAAGAAGAGGCAGUGCAAUUGGUGGUUCAAGCUGAUGUUAUCAUAGAGGGAGGUAACUUGAGGAUCAGCACUCCAGAAGAUGGGAUUCACCUGCAGCCUUCUGAGGAGCACACGGAGGAAAUCGUGCUGAAGCCAGAAUCUUUCUCUGUGCAUGGCACUGACGUUCCCCUCAGCAGGAGGCAGUUCAUGACUGUCCUGGCCAACGUGAAGAGCAUCCUCAUAAGAGCCACCUACAGCUAUGGGACCAAUGCCAUCUACAGGCUGAGAAACGUUAGCAUGGAAGCUGCUGGACACACUUCAGCUGGAAGGAAGGUGGCAUCUGCAGUGGAGCUGUGUGAGUGUCCCCCAGGAUACGAUGGCAGCUCAUGUGAGUCCUGCUGGCCUGGCCACAGGCGUGUGAACGGCACAAUCUUCGCCGGGGUCUGCGCUCCCUGCAGGUGCUUUGGCCAUGCAGAGUCGUGUGAUGACCUCACAGGAGAAUGCCUGGACUGCAAACACAACACAGGUGGUCCACACUGUGAUAGAUGUCUUCCUGGCUUCUAUGGUGAUCCAACUAAAGGGACAGCUGAAGACUGCCAGUUGUGUGCCUGCCCCCUGAACAUCCCUUCCAACAACUUUAGCCCCACCUGCCACUUUGACCGAAGUCGGGGACUGAUCUGCGAUGAGUGCCCGGCUGGGUACGUGGGACCACGCUGUGAAAGGUGUGCAGAAGGCUAUUUUGGACAACCUCUGAUACCAGGGGGAUCGUGCCAGCCGUGUCCCUGUAACGACAACCUUGACUUCUCCAUUCCUGGCAGCUGUGACAGCCUGUCUGGUGCUUGUCUGAUAUGUAAGCCAGGCACAACAGGCCAGUACUGUGAGAGGUGUGCUGAUGGAUACUUUGGUGAUGCUCUUGAUGCAAGGAGCUGUCAACCCUGUCACUGUCACAUCAAUGGCUCCUUCUCAGAGGUCUGUGACUCACAGACAGGCCAGUGCCAGUGUAAAGCCAACGUGGUCGGGCGGCGCUGUGACAUCUGCAAGCCUGAAACGUUUGGGUUACAAUCUGCAAGAGGAUGCGUGCCCUGCAACUGCAACUCUUUUGGUUCCAAGUCCUUUGACUGCACUGAGGACGGGCAGUGCUACUGCCAGCCCGGAGUGACGGGCAAGAAGUGCGACCGCUGCGCUCACGGCUUUUACCGCUUCGAGGAAGGAGGCUGCACCCCCUGUGACUGCUCCCGCUUUGGCAACAACUGCGACCCCCUCAGCGGGCGCUGCGUCUGCCCUGCCGGCACCGUCGGGGAGAUGUGUGACAGGUGUGCACCCAACCACUGGGGCCAUGACAUCGUCACUGGCUGCAAGCCCUGUGACUGCAGCCCGGUUGGAGCCCUGAGCUCUCAGUGUGACUUGAAAACAGGCUGCUGCUUCUGCCGCCCUGAGUUCUCCGGGGAUAAAUGCACGGAGUGCAGGUCAGGCUACUGGAGUUACCCACACUGCGUCGCCUGUCAGUGCCUCCUGGCGGGGACUGAUCCACAGAGCUGUGAUGCAGAGAUGGAGAAGUGCUCCUGCAGCGAUGCUACUGGCCAGUGCAGCUGCAAGGUGAAUGUGGAAGGUGUCCACUGUGACAGGUGCAAGCCUGGUGCAUUUGGCCUCUCUGCCAAGAACCCACUUGGCUGCAGCAGCUGCUAUUGCUUUGGCAUGAGCACGCAGUGCAGCGAGGCAAAGGGGCUGGUGCGCAUGUGGGUGACCUUGAAGCCAGAGCAGAUGGUUCUGCCUCUGGUGGAUGAGAAGCUGCAGCGCAGCACCCUCACAGGGGUUGCCUUCCAGCCUCCUGAGAUCGUAGCAGACAUCGAAGUGGUGAUGCGGGAGCUGCACUCAGAGCCUGUCUACUGGAGACUUCCCGAGCAGUUUGAGGGACGAAAGCUGACUGCUUACGGAGGGAGACUGAAAUAUGCCAUCUACUUUGAAGCACGAGAAGAGACAGGGUUCACUACUUACUACCCCCAAGUCAUCAUGAGAGGUGGACCUCCAACCCACACCAGAGUCCUUGUCCGCCACAUGGCUGCCCCUCUCAUUGGGCAGCUGACAAGGCAUGAGAUAGAGAUGACAGAGCAUGGCUGGGAAUACUACGGUGCUGACCAGAGAGGCAGAGCCACUGCACCCUGGGAGUACCACCAGGAUCAGCCAGGUGUCAACAGGACUCUGUCCCAGGCAGCAGAUUUCACCUGGAGACAUUAUGGAGAUGAGCCAAGGCCAAGCAGAGCUGUGUCACGGGAGGACUUCCUCAACGUGCUCUACGAUGUCCACUACAUCCUUGUUAAGGCUACUCAUGGCAACAUCAUGAGGCAGAGCAGGAUUUCUGAGAUCUCCAUGGAAGUCGCUGAAGUUGGCACCGUCACUGGGAUGACUCCUCAGGCUUACUUGAUUGAGGAAUGUGACUGCCCCUUGGGUUACUCUGGUUUGUCAUGUGAGUCAUGCUCUCCAGGAUUUUAUAGGCUUCCAUCCCCAGCUGCAGGGAGGACACCUGCUCAGUCCUUGGGCAUCUGUGUUGUGUGUCAGUGCCAUGGGCACAGCACUAUGUGUGACCCUGAAACAUCCAUUUGUCAGAGCUGUCAGCACAACACAGCUGGGCACCACUGCGAGAGAUGUGCGCUGGGAUUUUAUGGCCUUGUCCAAGGCUCUCCAAGCGACUGCCAGCCCUGUGCUUGCCCCCUGCCCAUCCCUGGGAACAACUUCAGCCCUUCCUGUGUGGCAGAAGGACCUGGCGACUACCGGUGCACCGCCUGCCCGCCUGGGUACGAAGGGCAGCACUGUGAAAGAUGUUCUCCUGGCUACACGGGAAGCCCACAGAUUCCAGGAGGCUCCUGCCAGGAAUGUGAGUGUGACCCAUACGGUUCCCUGCCUGUGCCCUGCGACCCUGUGACGGGGCAGUGCAGGUGCAGGCCUGGGUUCACCGGCUGGAAGUGUGCUGGCUGCGAGCAUCGGCACGCGCGGGACGGCAGCAGAUGCGUUUCUUGUGAUGAUGAAUGCACAGGAGUCCUUCUCAAUGACCUGGACCGGCUCAACCAGAUGAUCCUGAGUGUUAACCUUAGUGGUCCACUGCCUGCUCCAUAUCAAAUGUUGCAUGGUUUUGAGAACAUGACCCAGGAAUUAAAGCAUUUGCUUUCACCUCAGCGAGCACCAGAGAGGCUUCUGCAGCUAGCACAAGGAAAUUUGGAUACCCUGGUGACAGAAAUGGAUGAACUGCUGACAAGAGCCACCAAGGUGACAGCAGAUGGAGAGCAAACCAGGCAGGAUGCUGAGAGGACUAAUGACAGAGCCAAGUCCCUCGGACAGUUCGUCAAAGGCAUUCUGCAGGCUGCUGAAGCUGCAAAGGAAGAGGCAAUAAAACUGAAUGAGACACUCAGAACCCAAGAUGAGAGCUUGGAGAAGAGUCUCCCUGAGCUGCAGAGCGAGGCCGAAAGGAUGAUCGCAGAGAUGAGAAGCAGAGAGCUGAGCAUGCAAGAGAGAGUAGCAGAAGAGGAGCUCAAGAAUGCAGAAGGUCUCUUGAGCAAGGUGAAGAAAUUGUUUGGUGAGCCCAGUGGGAAGAACGAGGAGCUGGCCAAGGAGGUGCGGGGCAAGCUGGCAGACUACCACAGCAAGGUGGAUGAGGCUCAGCACCUGCUGAGAGAAGCCUCCAGCACAAUCAGGAAGGCUGAGCGUCUGUCUGCCAUCAACCAAAGGAACAUGACCCUGGUAGAGGAAAAGAAGCAAGCUGUAGAAGAUGGCAGACAAGAUGUUGAAAAGACCCUGCAGGAAGGGAAUGAUGUCCUUAAUGAAGCCAACAGACUUGCCAAUGAAAUCAGCCUAGCUGUAAAGUACGUGGAAGAUGUUGCAGAUAAGAUGCAGCCCAUGUCUGAUCAGCUGAAGGACAAAAUCGAUGACUUGACCCAAGAAAUCCGCGGCAGGAUGCUUGCAGAGAAGGUGCUGCAGGCUGAGAACCAUGCUGCCCAGCUGAACAGCUCCUCUGGCAUCCUGGAUGGAAUCCUUGCUGAAGCCAGAAACCUCUCCUUCAAUGCCACACGUGCCUUCAAUGCUUACACCAACAUCAAGGAGCACACAGAUGAAGCUGAGAAGGUUGCCAGGGAAGCCAAGGCUCUGGCAAAUGAAGCUAUGCAAGCGACAUCUGAUCCUCAGGGGUCACUGAAGGAUGGUGCCAGGAGCUCUCUGCAGAAAAGCCUCAGGGUCCUCAACAAAGCCAAGAUGUUAGAAGAUGAUGUUAAAGCAAAGGGAGCUGAUCUGGCUGGCAUGCAGAGCAAGCUGAAAGAUGCUGAUGAGAACAGCUCCAUUCUCCUGGCAGUGCUGAAUGAAACCUUGGGAAAGCUCUCAGCCAUUCCUAACGAUACAGCUCUAAAGGUACAGGCAGCCAAAGAGAAAGCCAGACAAGCCAACAACACUGCACAUGAUGUCCUGGCCCAGAUUAAAGACCUCAACCAGAACCUCCUGGUCCUGAGAAAGAACUACAGCAAACUGGCAGAUGAUGUGGCAAAAACUAACGCUGCGGUGAAGGAUCCUGUCAACAACAUUGCUGCUGCAGAUUCCAGCAUCAGGAGCCUGGAGAAGGAAGCAGAUCGCCUGCUGGAGAAGAUCAAACCCAUCAAAGAGCUUCAGGACAACUUGGGGAAAAACAUCUCUCAGAUCAAAGAGCUGAUCAGCCAGGCUCGCAAGCAAGCCAACUCGAUCAAAGUGUCUGUGUCCUCUGGAGGCAACUGCAUCCGCACCUACAGACCGGAGAUCAAGAAGGGGACCUACAACAGCAUCGUUGUCAACGUGAGGACUCUGGCAGCUGACAACCUGCUCUUCUACCUGGGAAGCGCCAAGUUUACAGACUUCUUGGCCCUGGAGAUGCGCAAGGGCAAAGUGAGCUUCCUGUGGGACGUGGGCUCCGGCGUGGGCCGCGUGGAGUACCCAGACCUGGCCAUCGACGACGGCUUCUGGUACCGCGUCGAAGCCUCCAGGACUGGGAAAAAUGGCACAAUCUCAGUGAGAGCUCUGGAUGGUCCUAAAGCCAGCAUUGUGCCAGCUACCUUCCGAGCUGCCUCCCCACCCGGCUACACCAUCCUGGAUGUGGACGCCAAUGCCAUGCUCUUUGUUGGGGGGUUAACUGGAAAGAUAAAGAAGGCAGAUGCUGUGAGAGUCACCACCUUCACUGGCUGCGUGGGUGAAACCUUCCUAGACAGCAAGCCCAUAGGGCUGUGGAAUUUCAGGGACAUUGAGGGAGACUGCAAGGGCUGUGCAGUCAGCCCGCAGGUGGCAGACGGUGAGGGGACAGUGCAGUUUGAUGGGGACAGCUACGCCGUGGUGAGCCGCCCAGCCCGCUGGAACCCCAACAUCUCCACCGUCACAUUCAAGUUCAGGACCUUCUCAUCCACUGCCCUGCUGAUGUAUCUUGCCACUGACGACUUGAAGGAUUUCAUGAGUGUGGAACUCAGCGAGGGGCGAAUAAAGGUCAGCUACGAUCUGGGCUCGGGCACAGCUUCUGUUCUCAGCAGCCAGAACCACAACGAUGGCAGAUGGAAAGCUUUCACCCUGUCAAGAGUUCAGAAGCAAGCCAACAUAUCAAUUGUAGACAUUGACACCAAUGAAGAAGAGACCUUAGCAGCAACUUCUGCAGGCAGCCACUUCGGCCUCAACUUAAAAGGACAUGAGAAGAUCUAUUUUGGGGGAUUGCCCACUCUGAGAAAUCUGAGGCCUGAAGUGAACUUGAAGAAGUACACUGGCUGCCUCAAAGAGAUUGAAAUCUCCAGGACACCAUACAAUAUCUUGAGUAGUCCUGAUUUUGUUGGUCUGACCAAAGGAUGCACACUGGAGAACAUUUACACCGUGAGCUUCCCCAAGCCAGGCUUUGUGGAGCUGCAGCCUGUCUCCUUUGACCUGGGCACAGAAAUCAACCUCUCCUUCAGCACCAAGAACGAAUCUGGGAUCAUCUUGUUCGGCACCAGUGGCACAAUUGUGCCCCCCAGGAGGAAACGUGGGGACGGUGGCUGGAGAGCUGCUGCUCCGAGGAGGAAGCGCAGGCAGACAGGACAGGCCUACUAUGCAGUCUUCCUGAACAGAGGUCGUCUGGAGGUGCACAUCUCCAGUGGGAGCAGGGAUCCCCACAGGAUCACCAUCAGGCCAGAAGCUGGCAAGUUCCACGACGGCAGAGCACACUCCGUGCGCAUCGAGAGAGCCAGAGGGAUGUUCACUGUUCAAGUAGAUGAAGACAAAGUCCAGACUCAGAGACUGCCAACAGACCAGCCCAUCCCUGUUAAGAAGCUCUUUGUGGGGGGUGCCUCUCCUGCAUUUCAGAUUGCCCCUCUCAGGAACAUCCCAGCCUUUGAGGGCUGUAUCUGGAAUCUUGUCAUCAAUGCCACCCCCAUGGACUUUGCCCAGCCUGUGUCCUUUGAAAACGCAGACAUUGGCCAAUGUCCCUCUCUGGAGCCAGAGGUUAGGCCACCUGAGGAUGAAGACAAACCAACCCCUGCAACAGUCCUGAUCCAGCCUGAAGCAGUCACCGAUGAGCAGAGAGAAAGGCCAAGGACUCCUCCUGCUUCUCCUCCUCCUCCAACACCAUCUGUAUCCCCAGCACUUGAUUCCUGUGCUGCUGACACUGAACCAGACAUCCUGGAAGGUGGCAAACAGUUUGGCCUUUCAAGGAACAGCCACAUUGCAGUGGCCUUUGAUGACACCAAAGUGAAAAACAGGCUGACGAUCGAGUUUGAAGUGCGAACCAGAGCUGCCUCUGGCUUGCUGUUCUACAUGGCCCGCAUCAACCAUGCUGACUUUGCCACGGUGCAGAUCAAGGAUGGCCUGGCCUACUUCAGCUAUGACCUGGGCAGUGGCAACACCAGCACCCUGGUUGCCACCAGAGUCAAUGAUGGCCACUGGCACAAGGUGAGAGUCAGCCGAAGCAAGCAAGAGGGGCAGCUCACGGUGGAUGAUGUGUCCAACAGCACCGUCAGCCCCCGCAAGGCUGACAUCCUGGAUGUUGUGGGCAUGCUCUACGUCGGGGGCUUGCCCAUGAACUACACCACCAGAAGGAUUGGGCCGGUCACCUACAGCAUCGACGGCUGCAUCAGAGGCUUUCACAUGACAGAAUCACCUGUUGACCUGGAGAGCCCAACCUCCAGCUUCAGGGUUGGGAAGUGCUUUGUCACUGAGCAGCAAGGAACAUACUUUGAUGGAACAGGCUUUGCCAAAGCAGUUGGUGCCUACAGAGUGGGCACAGACCUGCUGGUGGAGCUGGAGUUCCGCACCAGCCGCGUGAACGGGGUUCUGCUGGGAGUCAGCAGCCAGCAGAUGGAUGGGCUUGGCCUCGAGCUGGUGGAUGGAAAAGUGCUGUUCCACGUUGACAACGGUGCAGGCAGGUUCUCUGCUGCCUACGAGCCCGAGGCCCCAGGCAGCCUGUGUGAUGGGCAGUGGCACACGGUGGUGGCAAAGAAGAGCAAGCACCGUUUGGAGCUGACUGUGGAUGGCAGACAGGUGGAUGGGAGCAGCCCCAACAGGGCCUCCACCUCAGCAGACACCAACGACCCUGUCUUUGUUGGAGGAUAUCCUGAUGGUGUGACCCAGUUUGGGCUGACCACUAACAUCCGUUUCAAAGGCUGCAUUCGAUCCCUGAGGCUCACCAAGGGAACUGCCAAGCCUCAGGAGGUGAACUUCAGCAGAGCUGUGGAGCUGAAGGGUGUGCAGCCGCUGUCGUGCCCUGCGCAAUGAGGGUGGCCCAGCGGCCCCGGGGCUCCUCUCCUAGCGCCUGGGGCUAGGGCAGACAAAGCAAUGCCCCUACCUAUGCCUUGCACCCAUAAUAAAGUGUCUUCAUGCA